Otolemur garnettii (small-eared galago) is the source of this 760-nucleotide messenger RNA. RefSeq names its product interleukin 17B (gene IL17B). The coding region runs from base 117 to 659 and encodes 180 amino acids. Lineage: Eukaryota; Metazoa; Chordata; Mammalia; Primates; Galagidae. The transcript is spliced from 3 exons. The record is from RefSeq and is a predicted model, not a curated record. Gene Ontology annotation, cellular component: extracellular region. Gene Ontology annotation, molecular function: cytokine activity. Gene Ontology annotation, biological process: inflammatory response.
UCGAGCUAUAAUUGCUUAGCUCCAUCCUGUUGCUGCCAUUCUCUCAGCGGCGGUGGUGGCAGCAUCUGGGGUUCCAGGCGGGCGGCAGCUGCAGGCUGACCUCGAGGCUGGGCGGGAUGGACUGGCCACACAACCUGCUGCUCCUUCUUACCAUCUCCAUUUUCGUGGGGCUGGCCCAGCCCAGGAGCCCCAAAGGCAAGAGGAAGGGGCAAGGACAGGCUGGGCCCCUGGCCCCUGGGCCGCACCAGGUGCCGCUGGACCUGGUGUCAAGGAUGAAACCCUAUGCCCGAAUGGAGGAGUAUGAGAGGAACCUUGAGGAGAUGGUGGCCCAGCUGAGAAACAGCUCGGAGCUGGCCAAGAGGAAGUGUGAGGUCAACUUGCAGCUGUGGCUGUCCAACAAGAGAAGCCUGUCCCCCUGGGGCUACAGCAUUAACCAUGAUCCUAGCCGCAUCCCCACGGACCUGCCUGAGGCGCGGUGCCUGUGUCUGGGCUGCGUGAACCCCUUCACCAUGCAGGAGGACCGCAGCAUGGUAAGCGUGCCCGUGUUCAGCCAGGUGCCUGUGCGCCGCCGCCUCUGCCCUCCCCCGCCACGCCCGGGGCCCUGUCGCCAGCGGCUGGUCAUGGAGACCAUCGCAGUGGGCUGCACCUGCAUCUUCUGAGCCACCCAGCCUGGAAGCCAGCUGGUAGCUAGAGACCACCAUCCCUGCACCCCUGUGUCUAGCAAGGCCUACAAAAAAUAAACUCUGUCUUUGGAAAGCAA